Molecule: messenger RNA, 3444 nt
Organism: Botrytis cinerea B05.10
Lineage: Eukaryota; Fungi; Ascomycota; Leotiomycetes; Helotiales; Sclerotiniaceae
Exons: 5
Coding region: 451-2721 (756 amino acids)
Source: RefSeq, a predicted model, not a curated record
GGACGUGACUUUGCGGCACAGCGCUUUCCUGGGCCUGUUCAUCAACGAGUAAUUCUCCUAAAGCUUACCUAUCUAUCUAUUGCAUCUGGGCGUGUAAGGUUUGUUAUUGAUUUUUAAUAUUUUUGGCUACACGCAUCCACUCGUGCUGCUAAGCUCCUUACGAUCAAAGUACAUUUAUUUCCUGGUGGUGCCAACACUUCUGCUAAACUCAGUUCCCAAAGCCUUGAGCUUGGAACUCUGGAUCCGCGUCAGACUUUCCUCCAUUCAGCCUCAGUGUUCUCUGAUCCACCCCAACGUCCGAAGCUGUGAGUGGUAACCCCUCCCAGAACCUGGCGUUGUAAGCAUUGCCAUCUCUUCUUUAUACUUGAGCAUCAAGGUCCCACCUGGACAAUCUUCUAUGAACAGUGCGAGCUUCUUAUCUUUUUAUUGGGGCCUCAGAAUAUCAGGAGAAUGGCAGUAGAAAGUCCAUUGCUUGCCUCACCUGCCAACGUCAUGUCAGCCAUCUCUCCCUAUACAGAUUUCUCUCUUUCACCAUGUUCUCCCUCAAUUCAAAGAUCUCCAUAUUACCAAUCGCUGCCCGCGCGAAACUACUCAGGCUCUAACCUCCAACCAAAUUCUUUCGAGGACGGUCUCUCUCCGGCCAGCGCGCACCUCCUCAGUCCAAUGAGUGAUAUGGUGGGGCCUUCGCCAGUGACCUCGAAUGGCACUACAACUACAGAUAUUGAGGACGAUGAGGUGGCAGAUGAAACGAUGAACCAUGAAGAUAUACCCAGAGCCGAUUCGCAAAUGACUUUGAAAAGGCUCAGCACAAAUCUACCAGAAGAAUUUCGCGCUUCCAUCGAAGAUGAGUCUGUCUCGGUCAUCCACGCCCCCGAGGGCUACGCAAAAUUUCCGUUCAGUGAUGAUACUCCAGUGCAAUCGGCGAAAGCACUUUUGGAUCGUUCAACGCCAACUCCAUACCAGCAGUCUAGAAGUUCAAGAAGUAGUACAAGAAGUAGCCCUCGCACCAGUCCUAAGUUUAAUCAAAGGACAAGUCCGAAAACCAGUCCGAAAACGAGUCCACGAGAGAGUCCCACUAGUAGCCCGGGAAUGAGUCCAGAAAUUCUCCAGGUUGCUGAGCAUGCGGAUAAAUUUGUCGAACCAGGUCCGGUUUCACCUCCACCGAUCUCUACAGACAUAAAGCCGAUGAAAUUCGGUUUGGAGAAUCAAACACCUCGAGCGCAAACUCGCCAAGAAGUCGAAUCGUUCUCGGAAGAAAGACGACCAUCUCGGCCGAGCAGUCUUGAAGGUAUAACCGAAGAAGAAUAUGCACAGAUGCCUCGCUCACUAGACGUAGGGAUUCCCGAGGAACUUCCCAAGGACUUUUCGGAAGACGAUUUCGAUGCUCGUACAGUUCAUAAUGCGGAGGAAGAAAUAUCAGCCUUGAAGACGGCGCUCAAUGAGUGUUGGACACUCUGCAAUACAUUGGCUAGUCUCAGCUCUAUUCACCGAGAAAGGAUAUUUAGCUUUUCCGGAUCCGGCGAUGCUCACGAAAAAGCUUGGAAAUGUUGUUGGAAGCUCUGCAAGAAAUUAUACGAUAGCCGCGACGAGGAUCACGAGUUUCAUGUUAGGCCAACACUCGAUCUGUGCAGGGAUUUUUGUCAAUCUCUAUUUGAUGUGCGCCAAAAGAAAGACGAGGUAGCCGAUUCAGUAUUAAGGGUCAGCUUCGAAUUGAACAACCACUUGUAUAACACACACGAUCGCAAUUUGCCUGAAGCCUUCCGAGAAAGAACUUUGGAUUUUUAUAUAACGCUAUGCCAUCGUCUCAUGAAACAAAGAAAUGAACUUGCCGAAGAGACAGAUGCUCUUCUUCGAGCUUGUUGGAGCCUAGCCGAGAUGCUUUUCAGUCUUCGGCAAAAUAGAAGAGAGGGGAAAAUGGCAGACGAAGAGCUUCUUGGGUCUGCUGUUCAAGCUUGUUGGGAAUUAUGUGACCUUUUCCGAGAAGGUUGGACACAAGUUCGUCCUGAGAGGGGUACACCUCGCCCAUCCCAAACGACUUUCAGAACAUCAUCCGAUCAGAUGUCUCGCUCUUCACACACCAAGUCCAGUAGUCUAGCUUCACUGUCAGAGAGUCCUGAAGAUCAUACGCCUACGAGAUAUGUUAUCCUACCCGAAACGCCAACAACUGAUUUUGAAGAUACUCCCAUCACACCAGAGGAGAAUUCGCCAAACAUUCCAAAUAUUAUGGUUCUAGGUUCAGAAAGACCACCGCGAUGGUCAUCUGCCGCAUCUUCACUUUCAGGAUAUUCUCAAGAAAGUGGUGCUAGCACGGUAACCAAUGGAAACCAACCGGAGGAUCUAAAUUUGACACGACUCAAGAUGCUUAUCUUGAAAGCUUCAAUGAAUGUGGGAUAUUCAAGAACUGCGAUUUCGUCCAAAGGUUCACCCUUGACACUUCAAAAUUUUGUCAAGGCACUGCCGACUGGUUCAUUUGGUCCAUCGCCAGCGCAGGCAAAUCUACUUUCAUCAUAUCGAAACCUAGUACUAAGCGACCCUACCUUCAGGAAUCCAAGCUCAUUACCUCCGCCAGGAAAGAAAGUCUCGGCUAAUGAUCUCGCUAAGAGUGUUACUUGGAUGAUGAGGACUGGGCAAUACACAUUUCUCAAAGAUUUAUUCAGGAUGGUGUUUGGCUUCCGUGUUGAUGAAAUUGACCCACGAAAGAGCGUCAGCAUUUCAGUAUGAAAAGGACACUUAAUUCAGGAGCAUCAAUGGGUCUAUCUCCGCUCGCUAUAUACUAUCAAACAGACCGCGAUGGAAUUUUACCAUUUUUCUGCGAGCUCCGUGAUGAAUCUAGCUUAUAUGCUAAAUAUCGGAUGUCACAAACUACAAGACUGUCUCAAGUGGCUCAAGCAAUGCCACUGUUCUAAAAUGAGAUGUUAACUCAGAAGACGACAAUGUCUCAGCUAGCUAACUUCACCCACGCGGAUCAUAUUAUCUCUGCUGAUAUCAAUGUCGCGGAAGAUUAUAGGAAUGUGUGAAUUUGGACGUUGGAUGCAGCUAGACAUUGCUCCAGCCCCCUUUUACUCAUGUCUCUCUUUCAAUGGGCACAAUGGCAUAACUUCUACGAAAAAAUAGAACAAAAUCAACGACGCAAGGGGGUUUGGGAGGCUGUUUUAUAUUUUUUAUAUUUUUAUUUUUUGAUACCCUUGCUGUAAGGCGUUGCGGCGCGAGAAGGAAAUGUUUUCUCUUCACCCGUGGAUAUUAUAUAUGAUCGUGGAUUUUAGCAUACUUCUACAUACUUCAAAAUUUAUACCAUGUUUAUUCUUCAGAUUUUGUAGACUCGAUAAUACAUCCCCUUGGAUUUCCUUCUUUCAACCUCAACUCUUUCCCAUAAAGUACGUUGCCAUUUUUGGCUUCUUCAAUUGUAAGUAUCACGAAUCCUAGUGAAGAAUCAGAAACUUUCCA